AUGUUUCGACCUACGGCACGGAAAUUAGUUGGACUUCCAUUCUCCCGUCCUAACUGCGGACGUUCGCUGCUUCUGUCUGCGGCUAGUCGUUCGGUAGCAAGCCGAUCGUUCAUUCUGCCUGCGGCUCAUGCUGCUGUAGUUCAAAAGGGACCGCGUCGCAUACGACCGGUGAUGGCCGGUUGGCUACUGUUCACUGCGGGCGUAGUGACUGUAGCUGCCACUGCGGAAACUAUCUACGCCCUUGAAACCAAUGGAACGGGCGAUUUGAUAUGUCAAGCCAUUAUUCAGGGAGACCUUAAACGAUUGAAAAAACUGGCGGAAGAUCCUAAUUUUAGUGCCAACGUGUAUCAUCGGUACGGAUGGACGCCUUUGCAAGUCGCGGUGAUCCAGGAUAACGAACAAAUGGUUAAAUUCUUGCUGGAAAAGGGAGCAGAUCCCAAUUUGGAAGACCAUUACUAUCCACGAUCGCACCAAGCGGCCAACAUGCGUCAAACUGACUUUUCGGAAGAUCUUUUGCCUUACCGUGAUUAUCGAGAAUACACCGCAUUGCACUAUGCGAUGAUCAUUUGCAAUCCAAACAUUGUGAAGCUUCUACUGGAUCAUAUGGCAGAUCCUUUGACGCGCAAUUCGCAUGGACUGACUCCGCGCGAAUACCUUUAUUACGUAGAACGAUUCACCGGCGAACAUAAUAUCGAAAUUGAGAACAUGUUGCGAGCCAAGGAAGCGAGCUAUCCGGCAGAAAAGGCAGCCCAUGAAGAACGCCAAAGAAAGCUGCAGCUGCAAAGAGAAAAGGAGUACCGUAAGAAGCAUCCACUGGAAGAUGCUCUCAAAGCCCGUAUUGUGGGACAGUUGGGCCCCAUUCAUGCCUUGGCGAGUGCCAUCCGCCGUAAACAGAAUGGAUGGCAUGAUGAAGACCACCCACUGGUCUUUUUGUUCUGCGGAUCUUCCGGGGUUGGUAAAACCGAAUUAGCCAAAGCCCUGGCUGCGUACCUGCAUGGAAAUGAGAUGGACAAGGGAUUCAUCCGUAUUGAUAUGAGCGAGUUUCAGCACAAGCAUGAUGUCUCCCGAUUCAUUGGCUCUCCGCCUGGUUACGUCGGAUAUGAUGAAGGAGGUCAAUUGACAGAAAAAUUGAAAGAAUGUCCUAAUGCGGUGGUGCUAUUGGAUGAGGUGGAAAAGGCACAUCCCGACGUAUUAGGAAUUAUGCUGCAAUUAUUUGAUGAGGGACGGAUCACGGACGGCAAAGGUACGACGGUGGAAUGCAAGGAAGCGAUUUUUGUCAUGACGUCCAACUUGGCCCAGCAUGAAAUUGCCGACGAAGCAGAGUUAUUACGUCUUGAAGCGUCGGUGGCUUCGGAUGCUCAAACGACCGGCACGGUGUCUGCCACGGCUGUCAACGGUUUGGAUGUGGCAAAUGCGUCGUCGGACGAUAAUGACGAUGACGGCCAAAUUUCGUUAUCACGACAGUUUAUCGAAAAGAUGAUUUAUCCAAUUUUGUACAAUCAUUUCAAACGCGACGAAUUUCUCGGUCGAAUCAAUGAGGUCCUGUUCUUUUUGCCGUUUAGCGAGGACGAAUUGCGAGAAAUUACGCUGCGAGAAUUGGGUCGGUGGGCUGAAAAGGCAAGAACACGUCAUGGCAUUACCAUGACGUGGGAUGCCGACGUGGUGGAUGUGUUGGCCCAAGGGUACAAUAUUCGGUAUGGCGCACGCAGCAUCAAAUACGAAGUGGAGCGUAAGGUGGUCAAUCUGAUUGCCAAAGCCAACGAAAACGACGAUGUGAUGAAUGGCGGACGCGUGCACGUGGUCAUCGACAGCCGAAAACGCCGUCUCUGUAAAUUAGAAAUACCAGAACGAGGCUCAGACAACACCAAACCUGCCGGCUCAGGUUGGUUUGGCAGCAAGAGAUAA
This is a messenger RNA of Radiomyces spectabilis, 1905 nucleotides long. Its product is annotated as P-loop containing nucleoside triphosphate hydrolase protein. The coding region runs from base 1 to 1905 and encodes 634 amino acids. The record is from RefSeq and is a predicted model, not a curated record. Gene Ontology annotation, molecular function: ATP binding; ATP hydrolysis activity; protein binding. The transcript is spliced from 11 exons. NCBI's taxonomy places the organism in Eukaryota, Fungi, Mucoromycota, Mucoromycetes, Mucorales, Radiomycetaceae. Gene Ontology annotation, biological process: cellular response to heat. Gene Ontology annotation, cellular component: cytoplasm; mitochondrion.